This is a messenger RNA of Silurus meridionalis, 2247 nucleotides long. Its product is annotated as proteoglycan 4-like. Bases 310 to 2247 code for a protein of 645 amino acids. Lineage: Eukaryota; Metazoa; Chordata; Actinopteri; Siluriformes; Siluridae. The transcript is spliced from 6 exons. The record is from RefSeq and is a predicted model, not a curated record.
AUUUUAUUUUCUCCAUAUUAUUCUGCACAGUGGUACAGCGAGAAGUUGAUUUGGAACAGGCCAUGAGAUGUAACCAGAAUGGGCUAAUCUUGGUUGUUUUUUUUUGUUUCAGCUGGAGGAUUUUAUUUCACUCCUCAGCCUCUUCAGCACAACCUGCCAUGUCUGGUCAAAAGGCAGAGAAAACCAAUUAGAAUUCAGGACCCUAAUGAUGGAGACCGAGAUAUCACCCUAAACGAGCUUCAGGGAGGGAGACCUGCGUCGUCUGUGACAGCACUUCCUUCUACAGAUAAAGGUGUUCAGGAUGAAAGCAUGAUGUCUGAGCCUGAACCUCGGUUCGUGUGUGAGUCUAACCCUCAGUUUGUGUGGAUACCUGAUCCUCAGCCUGUGUGGGUGCCUGAACCACUGUUUGUGUGUGAGCCUGAACCUCAGUUUAUGUGUGAGCCUGAACCUCAGUUUAUGUGUGAGCCUGAACCUCAGUUUUUGUGGAAGCCUGAACCUCAGUUUGUGUGGAAGCCUGAUCCUCAGCCCGUGUGGGAGCCUGAACUUCGGUUCAUGUGUGAGCCUAAACCUGAGCCCAUGUGGAAGCCUGAACCUCAGCCUGUGUGGAAACCUGAACCUCAGCCCGUGUCUGAGCCUGAACCUCAGUUCGUGUGUGAGCCUGAACCUCAGCCCUUGUCUGAGCCUAAACCUCAGUUUGUGUGUGAGCCUGAACCUCAGCCCGUGUGGAAGCCUGAACCUCUGUUUGUGUGGAAGCCUGAACCUCUGGUUAUGUGUGAGCCUGAACUUCGGUUCAUGUGUGAGCCUGAACCUCAGGUUAUGUGUGAGCCUGAACUUCAGUUUGUGUGGAAGCCUGAACCUCGGCCCGUGUGUGAGCCUGAACCUCAGGUUAUGUGUGAGCCCGAACCUCAGUUUGUGUGGGAGCCUGAACCUCAGCCCAUGUCUAAACCUGAACCUCAGCCCAUGUGGAAGCCUGUACCUGAGCCCAUGUGGAAGCCUGAACCUCAGUCCAUGUGGAAACCUGAACCUCAGCCUGUGUCUGAGCCUGAACCUCAGUUCGUGUGUGAGCCUGAACCUCAAUUUGUGUGUGAGCCUGAACCUCAGCCUGUGUGUGAGCCUGGACCUCAGCCCGUGUGGAAGCCUGAACCUCAGCCCGUGUGUGAGCCUGAACCUCUGUUUGUGUGGAAGCCUGAUCCUCAGCCCGUGUGGGUGCCUGAACCUCUGUUUGUGUGGAAGCCUGAACCUCUGGUUAUGUGUGAGCCUGAACUUCGGUUCAUGUGGGAGCCUGAACCUCAGGUUAUGUGUGAGCCUGAACUUCAGUUUGUGUGGGAGCCUGAACCUCGGCCCGUGUGUGAGCCUGAACCUCAGGUUAUGUGUGAGCCUGAACCUCAGUUUGUGUGGGAGCCUGAACCUCAGCCCAUGUGGAAGCCUGAACCUGAGCCCAUGUGGAAGCCUGAACCUCAGCCCGUGUGGAAACCUGAACCUCAGCCCGUGUCUGAGCCUGAACCUCAGUUCCCGUGUGAGCCUGAACCUCAGCCCUUGUCUGAGCCUGAACCUCAGUUUGUGUGUGAGCCUGAACCUCAGCCCGUGUGGAAGCCUAAACCUCAGGAGGAAGAGAAAAAGAAGGAGAAGCAGAGUGAGCAAGUCGUGAAGCAGAAGGAACAACUUGCUCCAAAAAAACCAACAUGGGCAGAAAUUUUAAAGGGUGAAAAGCAGACCAUAAACGUUAAGAAGAUCAGGGAGGAGAAAACAAAGACUGAGAAAGCUGAAGUUCACAAGCAGCAAGAAAACCAUAAGCUGUCUAAAGUCAUCCCUCCGUGGUUCGCACCUGCCAGGAAGCCAAUGAAUAAACACACAAAUAAACCACACACAGAAACACAAAGGAACAAAGAAAGAUGUCAGGUUAUCCAGGUCAGGUCAGGUGCUCCAGUGAUAGUGAGUGAAGACCGUUUCUUCAGAAUCAGAAGGCGGGAGACACAGGAGCUAAUGGGAGACACAGGAGCCAAUGGGAGACUCUGUGAUGCCAGCGAGCACACAGACGAUCCGUUUGUGGGCCAUGCAAAAGAGGGCAAAGGGGGUGAAGAGGCCCAGGUUAAUGUAGAGAUGCCCAUGACUGGAAAAGUUUACAUGUGGGCAGACAAGAAUCGCUCACACAAACUUCUACUUCAAUCACACACAGGCUUCGGGUGGAAAAAGUACAACCAGACACACUACUUUGACAACCCAUCACACAAAAUUGUCCAGGGUUAA